Messenger RNA from Blastomyces dermatitidis ER-3, 2316 nucleotides. RefSeq lists its product as uncharacterized. Gene Ontology annotation, biological process: retrograde vesicle-mediated transport, Golgi to endoplasmic reticulum. Gene Ontology annotation, molecular function: SNAP receptor activity. The transcript has 3 exons. The coding region runs from base 976 to 2181 and encodes 401 amino acids. Gene Ontology annotation, cellular component: SNARE complex; membrane; endoplasmic reticulum. NCBI's taxonomy places the organism in Eukaryota, Fungi, Ascomycota, Eurotiomycetes, Onygenales, Ajellomycetaceae. The record is from RefSeq and is a predicted model, not a curated record.
CGGCAGGUGCUUGAUGUCGAUCUUGAUGUGAGUGGGGGAGGCUGGGGAGGAGGUGGAGGGGUUCUGGAGGAGGGAGACGAAGAGGCGGCAGGGUUUUGAGAGGGGGCUGAAGGGGGAGAAGGUGGUGCGGAGGCUGGUUAUGGUGUGGAGGGGGAUGGGCAUUUUUGUGGCUUGUUAAUUCGUUUUUUGGAUUUUGGAUAUGGGUUUGGUUUUGAGGGUGGUUUUUUAUUUUAUUUUUGUUUGGGAGGCUACGAACUCUGUAGAGAGACCUGGUUAGCUUUUGUAUUUGGUGGUAGUUCUUGCGAAUCGGGGGGCUAGAGGAUGGGGUGAAGCGGUGGAUGGGGGGUAUAUAUGUACCUAUUUCAUUAGACUAUAAUGCCGUAGCUCGUUUCCUUGUCUUCAAUUGAGAUUAUGGGUGACAAGACCGACCCCUCCUUGUUCGCUCGCUUUCCCGGGUGUGUAGGAAGCUUUAAGCCGGCGGUGGAAAGGAUCAAUUCAGCGGAUAGAGAAGGCGAUGAUGAAUUCAAAGCGGAUACAGAUUAAACGGUACGCGACGUAUGCGGCGUAUUUUCAAGCAGAGGAUGGGAUGUGGAGGAAUUGGAUCUGUUCUUCUGCUCCUCUUCUGACAUCUCGAUGCGGCGUUGCGACUUUUUCGAGAUUCCGGGAAGAAAAUGCCAAGACAUUGCCAGUUGGUGCCGUGUUUGCAUUGUUGUCAAACAUCUCUCCCCCGGUCAUCGCCAGCAUCGCAACUUGCCAGCUUUAAACACCCAGAUACAUAGUUAACUAACUGCCUUAAUAUCAAAGGUAUCGUAAUCAGACAAACAUCGAAACGGCAUAGGAUCAUGUGAGGUGGUCGAGGUUAGCAUUUUACUAUGCUGAACACUGUGGUAUACUCUAAUCCGAAAUCAAGCAAACAUCACCGCAGGUAUAACCUCCCAUUAUAUUUACAACCUACGUGCACUGCCCGCGGCAAUCAUGAUCUCCCCGGGCCUUCAAACCCGCAUAACCUCCCUCUCAACAACCCACAAACAAACCAUCCCCCUAAUUCAACGUCUACAAAACCUGCCCGCUACCCCAGGCACCGGCGACGAUGCACGCCUCGACCUUGCUGCGGAGAUCCAUCUCCGUCUAAAGGAGAUGGAGGAGCAGAUGGAGUUGCUGCGUGUUGAGCUGGAGCAGUUGGAAUCUUCGCGGAAUAGGAAAAGGGAGAGUGGAGUUAUGGAGGCGGAGAGGGAGAGGGUGGUGGUUGUGGUUGGGAAGCUGGAGGAGGAUUUGAAGAGUGCUAGGAUACAAUUCCGCAAAGCGCAGUUGCAAGCGAAACGAAAUGCGGAGGCUGCGAGGCGGAAAGAGAGACAGCUGUUGUUUGCUAGGGCUGAAGGGGGAGAGGGCGGCAGCGAGGGAAUGCGGCGAAAAGGCCGUGCCGGUCUUACGCAUGAUGACCUGGUAGCCAGUGCUGCGGAAGAUAUUACUGCUGCGCUGCGGCGGACGCAUCAGCUUAUGCAAGCGGAGUUGUCCAGGAGCCAGUUUGCCCAGGAAACACUAGAACAAUCUACGGCGGCGCUUAGUUCGCUCUCGGAAUCGUACAGUACCCUCGACACACUCCUCGCCUCGUCCCGCUCGCUCGCAAUAUCGCUGCUCCGCUCACAGAAAUCGGAUACAUGGUACCUUGAAACUGCAUUUUACAUAUUAAUCGGAACCAUCAUCUGGCUCGUGUUCCGGCGCAUACUCUACGGCCCUCUCUGGUGGUUGCUCUGGAUGCCCUUGAAACUGAUGGUUCGGAUGAUAUUCCCGAUCCUAGGCGGCAUAGGUUUAGCAAAUAAAUCUUCCCAGAUACCAGGUUCGCCCCUAACAUCGUUAUCACUGAGUAAUUCGGGGGCUAGUGUCCUUUCAGAGACGCCGUCGGCGGUGAUUAAUGGAGCUACUUUGAAGAGCGCAUCGGCAUCAUCGUCACUGUCAUCAGUGGAUGCUGAGCAGACGGGAACACCGCAAGCGGAGAAUGAAAGCAUAUUGGGUGAAGUAGAGAAUAUCGUUAAGAAGGGAAGUGAUAAUCACGAGAAGGGAACAAAUGUAGAUGAUAUAUCCCCUGAAGAAAGACGGAGACAGGAGCAGUUACCUCGGAAUCCGAAGAAGAGGAUGCAUGAGGAGCCGAUCAAGGAGGAGAAGAGAAAGGAUGAGCUGUGAGGUUUUCUUUUUGGCUGUAUUUGUUUAUAGAAAGCACUGAAUAGUUAAGUUAUGAAGUGAUGAGAUAUGAAUAUCAUCUUAGAAAUAUAUCUCCUUCUGAUAAUUAAAAUACAGUUCAGUUCUAGUGGUUUGGAA